UGCACUUACUCAUAUACCUCUCUCUCUCUCUCUCUCUUUCUCAAACAGAUCUUUCCGCCUCUCUCUCUCUCUGAAAUGGACCUCGCCGGAGCAACCUCCACCGUUGAUUCUUCUUCUUCCUCUUCCUCCGUAUCAUCAACCGCUACGAGCCACGAUUGCGACUCGCCACGUGGCGGAGAUGUAGACCACGAAUUGCUCCGCACCACGUCCGUUUCCGUUUCCGUCUCCCUUUCUUCGUCGUCUUCCGCCUCAAUCCAGCGAGUUCUCAGCUUAAUCCGAUCGGAGGAUCCCGACUCGAGGCUGUUCGCGGCCAAAGAGAUCCGUCGGCUGACCAAGACGUCGCACAGAUGCCGCCGACACUUUUCCCAGGCCGUCGAGCCGCUCGUUUCCAUGCUCCGAUUCGAAUCGCCCGAGUCGCACCACGAGGCGGCUCUCCUCGCUCUCCUCAACCUCGCCGUCAAAGACGAGAAGAACAAGGUGAGCAUUAUUGAAGCAGGUGCAUUAGAGCCAAUCAUCAACUUCUUGCAAUGUAAUAGCACAACACUUCAAGAAUAUGCCUCUGCGUCUUUGCUCACACUCUCAGCCUCCGCUACCAACAAACCCAUCAUUGGAGCUAAUGGAGUGAUUCCUCUAUUAGUGAAAGUCAUUCAACAUGGAAGCCCACAAGCUAAAGUCGAUGCAGUCAUGGCACUUUCCAACCUCUCUACGCUCUCCACCAACCUGUGCAUGAUCAUAGCCACCAAACCACUCUUACCGAUACUGAGUCUUCUCAAAUCAAGUAAAAAAUCAUCGAAAACAUCUGAGAAAUGCUGUUCCCUCAUAGAGUCCUUAAUAGUUUCUGGCGAGGAGGCGAGAACAGGUUUAGUUUCAUACGAAGGAGGAGUUUUUGCGGUGGUGGAGGUUCUUGAAAACGGGUCACUACAAGCUAGGGAACACUCGGUUGGCGUUCUCUUAACACUGUGCCAAAGCGAUAGGAGUAAAUACAGAGAGCCGAUUCUCAGAGAAGGUGUAAUACCGGGACUGCUUGAGCUCACGGUUCAAGGAACAUCGAAGUCUCGGACCAAAGCUCAAAGACUUCUCUCUUUACUAAGGAACUCAAAAAGUCCAAGAUCAGAGGUUCAACCCGAUACAAUAGAGAACAUAGUGUCGAGCUUGAUCUCUCACAUAGACGGAGAUGAUCAGUCCGGUAAGGCGAAGAAGAUGCUAGCUGAAAUGGUGCAAGUAAGCAUGGAGAAGAGCUUGAGACAUCUACAAGAACGUGCUUCCACUCUUGUCCGUCCCUAAAACAGCAUUUCCUGAGGUUUGAUUCUGCAUAAAGGGUGAUGAAGAUUGAAGGAUUGAUAUAUAUAUAUAUGCCAGUCCAGUGCCGGCCUUCUGGUUCUCAGUGACUUGGUUUCUUUUAUUACUCAAAAAGUUGUUCAUAAUAAAAGGUCUUUGGUGUGUGUACAUAUACAUCUCUAUAGAAACGUUUUUAAUUUUAAAUAAAAGGUUUCAAUCAUGUUGUUAUGGCAUUGAA
Molecule: messenger RNA, 1516 nt
Organism: Brassica oleracea var. oleracea
Lineage: Eukaryota; Viridiplantae; Streptophyta; Magnoliopsida; Brassicales; Brassicaceae
Product: U-box domain-containing protein 7
Exons: 2
Coding region: 76-1284 (402 amino acids)
Cellular component (GO): cytoplasm; nucleus
Molecular function (GO): protein binding
Source: RefSeq, a predicted model, not a curated record